Molecule: messenger RNA, 4292 nt
Organism: Trichosurus vulpecula (common brushtail)
Lineage: Eukaryota; Metazoa; Chordata; Mammalia; Diprotodontia; Phalangeridae
Gene: RNF14
Product: ring finger protein 14
Exons: 8
Coding region: 296-1720 (474 amino acids)
Biological process (GO): positive regulation of proteasomal ubiquitin-dependent protein catabolic process; protein polyubiquitination; ubiquitin-dependent protein catabolic process
Cellular component (GO): ubiquitin ligase complex; cytoplasm
Molecular function (GO): zinc ion binding; ubiquitin conjugating enzyme binding; ubiquitin protein ligase activity
Source: RefSeq, a predicted model, not a curated record
GCUCUGUGGUUAAGGAAGCUGCCUGCCGGGCCAGGUGAGGUGGACGGCAGGGAGCGGAAGUCGCCGCCGACCUCAACGCCGACCUCCCUCUGGUGGGGUGGGGGCCGAGCCGAAAGCUGCGGCAGCGGCGGCGGAGACGGCUCACCAGGCCGUAGCUACCCUCGCGGCGGCCGCCCUUCACUCAACUGGUGCCGAGGCGGUGGCCUCGCGGGUGGACCGGCCGGGAGAAGGGGGGAGGGGAGAGCGGGGCGGAACCUUUGGGGCCGAGCUCGGGGUGCCACCGGAAGGAAGUUAAAUGUCGUCAGAAGACCGAGAAGCCCAGGAAGAUGAAUUGCUGGCCUUGGCAAGUAUUUAUGAUGAAGAUGAAUUUAAAAAAGCAGAGUCCGUUCAAGGUGGAGAAACCAGAAUAUGUUUGGAUUUGCCCCAGAAUUUCAAAAUAUUUGUGAGCGGCAAUCCAACGGAGUGUCUCCAGAAUGGUGGCUUUGAAUAUACAAUUUGCUUUCUGCCUCCACUUGUGCUGAAUUUUGAACUUCCACCAGAUUAUCCAUCAACCUCCCCUCCAGCAUUCACCCUCAGUGGCAAAUGGCUUUCACCAACUCAGCUAACUGCUCUGUGCAAGCACUUAGACAACCUGUGGGAAGAACAUCGUGGCUGUGUGGUCCUGUUUGCCUGGAUGCAGUUUCUCAAAGAAGAAACCCUAGCAUACCUGAACAUUGCUUCUCCCUACGAGCUCAAAAUGGGCCCCCAGGGGAAUAUACAGAGCAGGACAUCUCUGGCUCCUCCUAACACACAACUAGAUUUUGGGGGGGCAGCUGGCACUACAGUAGACCAGGAAGAAUUUGUGGAUAAGAGAGCUGUGCAGGAUGUGGAGUCUUUGUCCAGCCUGAUACGGGAAAUCUUAGACUUUGAUCAAGCUCAGCAGAAAAAGUGCUUUAACAGUAAGAUGUACCUGUGUAAUAUCUGCUUUUGUGAGAAGUUGGGCAGCGAGUGUAUGUACUUCCUGGAGUGCAGGCAUGUCUACUGCAAAGCCUGUUUGAAAGACUACUUUGAAAUCCAGAUCAGGGAUGGCCAGGUGCACUGUCUCAACUGUCCAGAACCAAAGUGCACCUCUGUUGCUACUCCUGGCCAGGUCAAAGAACUGGUGGAAGAAGAGUUGUUUGCACGUUAUGACCGCCUUCUUCUACAGUCUACUUUGGACUUGAUGGCAGAUGUAGUGUAUUGUCCCAGGCCAUGCUGUCAGACUCCUGUCAUGCAAGAACCAGGAUGUACCAUGGGCAUCUGUUCCAGUUGCAAUUAUGCCUUCUGUACACUUUGUAAAAUGACUUACCAUGGAGUUUCUCCAUGUAAAGUAACUGCAGAAAAGCUAAUUGACUUGAGAAAUGAGUAUCUUGAAGCAGAUGACACCAAUAAACGAUUUUUGGAACAGAGGUAUGGUAAAAGAGUGAUUCAGAAAGCUUUAGAAGAAAUGGAAAGUAAAGAGUGGCUAGAAAAGAACUCAAAAAGCUGCCCUUGCUGUGGUACCCAUAUAGAGAAAUUAGAUGGGUGUAACAAGAUGACAUGUACUGGCUGUAUGCAAUAUUUCUGCUGGAUUUGCAUGGGUUGUCUGUCUAGAGCAAACCCUUAUAGACAUUUCAAUGAUCCGUCUUCCCCAUGCUUUAACCGGUUAUUUCAAGCUGUGGAUAUUGAUGGUGACAUUUGGGAAGAUGAGAUUGAAGAUUAGUUAAACUACUUUAUUGCUCAAAGCUAUAGAAGUGGAAUGGUUUGCCCUAUUCUUUUGUCGAGUACAAUGUGUAACCCUGCAGGAGGUUUAGAGAACCAUUCAUUCUUCCCAUGUAGGAAGUGUGGAAGAACAUGGUUUUAUUUUCAUUUUCUGCUGAUUAAGGCACGUGUAUAAUUUUCCAGUGUUGUGUAAUGUGAACAAUUAUAAGCCAAAGGUUUUAGAAAACAUUAGCAAAAACUAGAAAAAAUAUUCCAUAUUACAAUGUGCCCCAGUUUCAGAACUAUAAGUGUUUUUCUUUGUUACCCAGGCUCAGAGGGAGAGGAGUCAAAAUGAUAAUCUUUUAAAGAUCUUUUUCAUAUCUCUAAGGCAUCUUGCUCUUCAGGGCAUCAAAUCAAAAGCACAUUCCUUGGGGUCAUUUCCCACUGGAGCCAUUCAGUACUGCUCUUUACACUCAAAGGGAUACUGCUGAAUCAUAGCCUAAGAUGUGCCCUUCCCACCAAUUCCAGGUCUCAUGCCUGCUGUAUCAGCCCCAGAGGUGGGAAUCUUAUUUCCUGCUAAGUUGAGUAUAGUUGAAUUAGUGAUUAAGUUGAUCAGAUCCUCCAGUGGCCUCUUGCACUUAUGGCUUUUAGAAUGAAAAGAGCAUACGGACAUUUUUCCAGUUUAUUGGAAAUCACUAAUUUUUUUCUGGUAUUACAAAUAUUUGUGGAUCAUCUAAUAUCUAUUUUCUUUUUUAUUUAACGAACAGAUUUGGGCCAAAUGUAGAGUUUAGUGAAUUGUUAUGAAAUCAUAAGAACAUGAGUGAAUCCCUUCACUUUAAAAUUAUGAUUUAUAUUCAACACUAAUACAUUUUUAUUUGAAGUAAAAUUCAAACAGUGACUUUACUCAGUCACCUACUAUCCUUAAAGCCCAUCUUUCACACAUACCUUUUAAGUUGGGUUUGUGAUUAAUGCAAACUGAUUUUAAUAUUAUCCUGGGCAAAACAUAUUAUGAAUGAAAUCAGUGAGGCAGAGGGUAAGGUUUCUUUUAGGUAAACCUAAGGGAAGGGGGGAAGAACAGGUAUGGGGAAAAUUGAUAUAGUUCCAAGGUGAAUAAAAAUUAUUCUUGAGUUAUCUGCUGCUUGUGACUAUUUAGAAUGCUACUCCCUGGUAGCAGGUAAUCAAGGUGUUAGUUCCAACCCUGACUUUGAAUUCUGCUUUUGAAAACUGUACAGUGAUGUAGAGUUUUUAGUUGGAAAUAUGGAGCCUUGCUAUUCAGUUUUUGUAAACUUGUAGAAAGCAACUAUUUUUUUUCCCCUCCUGUGGCUUGGUAGUAGUGGCUUGGUAGCAUAGUUAAUAUAAAGCUUCAAGUAAAUUUUUCUGGCUGAAGAAAGCCUAUAGUAUCUUCAUUUGCUGUUUGUGAAGCCAGUCCUUUUCCAUCUGCAUGCAAGUUGUUGAAAAUAAAAUUAGUAUUUUUUUCUUUUACUGUGAUUCUAGAGUUACAUUUUGGACCAUAAAACUUUUGAUUGGCAAUGGAAUUGUUAGCUUUCCUUUCUUUAUGUGAUUUGUUUACGCACCCCAUGUUGAGAGGGUAAUUUAGUUAUCUCUUGGCUAUUGUGAGCUAACUUGUUGCCAGUUCAGUCCUAAAGCAAUUGUCCAUACUAGAUAAAUAGAUAUAAUAAUUGGAUACUUAAGAAGAGGGCAAAAUAAAAUCAUAGAAUGAACAUUUUUUGUUCCUGAACCUCGAAUUGGAAUUAGAUUUCUAGGACCUGUGUUUUGACAAAACAAAUUGUUUUCAAGGACAGUGUGUUUUACAAACAUUUUUUUUACUUCACUUUUUAAAAUAAAUUGAACAUAAUAAAUGUGAAUUCAGAAAACUAAUUAUCUGGUAUAUAUCAGUGUAAAUGGUUACUGAGUGAAAAGAGAUUAAGUUCUGGUUUUUAAGCAACAAUUGGUCCCAUCAGACUGGGUGCUUAAAUCUGUUAAAUUGUCUGAUUUAUGCAAAUUAUUGUAUUGAGGCCACUGCAUAAAAUACACUGUUAGUGAGUAGAAGCAGGGAAGCCAUCUUUACAUGGGAAGAAUAAGAGUACUUCCAUAUGUAAAAGAAUGUUCUUAGAUGUAAAGCCUUCACCCUUAACCAUAGACAUUGGAAGGGGAGGGUCCUUAUUUUUUUCACAUGAUUUAUAAACUUAGUUUUAAUGUGGCUUCAACUUUUAGCUUCUAAUUGUAUUUCUGACGGGAAAAAAAUAAGAUACUGAUUUUUAUGUGUGGGAAAUGCUUUGGAAAGGUAUUCUUCAUCUAGAAAGUACACAAUAGAGAAAAGAGAUUUUAUAUAUCUUUAUAGUUUGGUUUCAUGAAGGCCUUGGUUACUGAACAAGAUGUUUUACCAUAGCUUAACUGAAUCCCAAUGAAAACUUCUGAAUAUUUGUGACAGAAUGAUAUCCUUUUCAGAUUUACUGCUGUUUAUUAAGCCUAACACAGUGGUUGGAAGAAACUACAUCCCUCUUAAUUUUAUAAAAUAGGGUUUGAGUCUAGUUCUGUUAAAAGUGAGAAUGUAAUCUACAAAUGAAUAAAUACUUUAUUUUAAAAAAAGCAAA